Messenger RNA from Lutzomyia longipalpis, 1362 nucleotides. Its product is annotated as esterase AGAP003155. Gene Ontology annotation, cellular component: cytoplasm; nucleus. The record is from RefSeq and is a predicted model, not a curated record. The transcript has 2 exons. Gene Ontology annotation, biological process: response to retinoic acid. Lineage: Eukaryota; Metazoa; Arthropoda; Insecta; Diptera; Psychodidae. Bases 529 to 1260 code for a protein of 243 amino acids.
GUGAUUUGUUUGGUUGAAAACCACAAAAAAUCCCGUAAAAAUUGAUCAGGGAAAGAAUGUUUUGAUUUUUCACUUCGCACAUUUUCACGUAUUUGGCGGCUAAUUGACGCUAAUUUUCCGCUUUUCUCACUUUCACUGGCACUGAGAACACUUCAGCAAAGUCAAUUUUCACAUUUCCAUGGAAAAAUAUCCCCAAAUAUUAGGAAAAAUGUUCAGCUCGGCGAAGAAUAGGACAAAAGAUCCGAAAUUCAUAAGUCCGAGCGAGAAGGCAUGAAAUAAUGAAAAUGUCGGCAACAUGCGUUAGAGAAAGACAAAAGAUAGGAAAAUACAUUAGUGGGAGUGAGAGGGAAUGAAAAAAAUGUCAGGAUCAUGUUUUUUACAUGAGAUUCCGUAAUAGUUGAAACAUGCAACACACGAGGAAAUGAAAAUUCGCUUUUUCUUUGGAAGAAAAAAAGUGUUUUUAUCGUUUUUGUCAAUAAAAUUACGUGCUAGUUGUUAAAAAAAAAGAAUCCAGAGAAAACGUGGGAAAUGAGUGAUCCGGAAAAUCCAGAAAGUGGUCUGCAGAUUCAGUCAAAAGACCGUCUCCGGGUACUCUGUAUCCAUGGUUAUAGGCAAAAUGAAUUUAGUUUCCGUAGCAAAUUGGGAUCUUUCCGGAAGUAUCUGGACAAAUACGUUGAAUUUGUCUUUAUCACAGCACCCCAUCAAGCUCCUCCACUUCCUGGCGAGGAAGAUCAAUCUGUGAAUGAGAAUCAGAAAAGCUGGUGGUUCAACAAGCCUGAUGGGCAUUUCCGCGGUAUUUACAGCGGUGGACCAGCUGUUGGCUUCGAGGAUAGCCUACGAUUGGUGGAGCGUACGUGGGAAGAGCAGGGACCCUUCCAUGGGCUCCUGGGAUUCAGUCAGGGUGGCUGCUUCGUUGGCUUGCUAAGUCAUCUAGCUGAACGUGGAAUGAUAACAACGUUAAAGCCCCAAUUUGUUGUGAUUGCUUCUGGAUUCCGUUCCCUCAGCCUUGCUCAUCUUAACUACUACGAGAAUACCGUGAAGAUUCCUUCGCUGCACAUCUACGGUGAGAAUGAUGACAUCAUCCCCACAGAGAUGAGUGAGACUCUUGCUUCAGGAUUUGAGAAUAAAACUGUUGUCACUCACCCUGGAGGGCACUACUUUCCCGCCACAUCAGCCCAGAAGGCACACUAUGUGGACUUUUUCCGGGAUCGUUUGCAGGAGCACUUGGAAGCAAAGGAACUACUAGAAGAGCAUCAGUAGUGGCAAAGAAUUUAUCUUUUUCUCUCUCUCCCUCAAGUUUUAUUAAUCACUUAAUUUCUCAUACUUUUUUUUUUUUUUACAAAUUACAUAAAUUAUUCCACA